CCUGCAUACUAGCCUCUACUGCAUAUUAGUGUUGUCAAAAUUGAUUCAAUUAUUUAAAAUUGAUUCAAUUGCACAAGGAAGAUAUAGCACUGGCUAUAUCCACUUCCGAACCCUAUCUAAGAAAGAAGCUGUGUUUUGGGUGCUUCAUCCUUGUUUCUCGUCUUCUUGUAUCCCCUUAUGAAGAGGUUUACAUUCUGGUCUCAAGCCUAUCUAGGGUUUACCUUUAAUUGGGGGGCUUUGUUAGGAUGGGCAGCAAUUAAAGGAAGUCUGGAUCCGUCUAUUAUGCUGCCACUUUAUGCCUCUGGAGUUUUUUGGACCCUUGUGUAUGAUACUAUCUAUGCACAUCAGGAUAAAGAAGAUGACCUAAAAGUGGGAGUUAAAUCAACAGCUUUACGCUUUGGUGAUUUGACAAAAGAAUGGAUUACUGGUUUUGGGUUUGCAUGCCUUGGUAAUGUUGCUCUCAGUGGUUUUAAUGCUGAACUAGGUUGGCCAUAUUAUGCAUGUCUAGCUGCUGCAUCCGGACACUUGGGCUGGCAAGUAUGGAAGUUGACCUUUCAUCGCGUGCUGAUUGCAAUAGGAAAUUUGUCUCAAAUAAGUGGUUUGGAGCUAUCGUAUUUGGUGGGAUCCUUGCUGGGAGGCUUUCAUCACAGUGAAGGCACUGUGAGCUUACAUGAAUAAGACUUGAAAGAAGUACAUGAUUGUCUUUUGGUGUGCACAACCUGGACACUGGAUCUCCUUAGACUUGAGGUUGUGACUUGUGACAAAGAAAUCAACAGGGAACCUUCCCAGUUUGAAUUAUUGGAAAAUACUGCAAGCGGGAGAUGCCAAGGCACAGUAGCUGCCAUUUGAAGGUUCAAGCUAUGGAGUCGGUGAAUGUUCAGGGGCAGAGUAUUGAUAGGCGCCCUUGGUUAAUUAGUUAUUAAUUUACUUAGUUAGUUGAGAUAGUUUUAGUUGGUUUGAGAGAGUGAGCGAGAAUGUUAUAAAUAAGAGAGACUUAGAGAGAAAUAACAUCUUUGGGAUCAUUUAUGCUCUCUCAAGUAACCUGUAAAUUCUUAGCGUUACUUCAGUUUACUUUUCUUCUUUAAUGGCGGGUACCUAUCAAUUAGUCCACUCAGGUUUAGACGAGUAAAAGGGCAUCAUAUUUGUUACAUAAUGACUUUAAUUAUUGAUUAUUGGCGGUACAUGGGGUAUUUUUCAUGUAAGAAAAAUCAGACACAUUGAAAAACUUGUAAUACAA
Molecule: messenger RNA, 1237 nt
Organism: Lotus japonicus
Lineage: Eukaryota; Viridiplantae; Streptophyta; Magnoliopsida; Fabales; Fabaceae
Product: 4-hydroxybenzoate polyprenyltransferase, mitochondrial-like
Exons: 7
Coding region: 178-678 (166 amino acids)
Biological process (GO): ubiquinone biosynthetic process
Cellular component (GO): mitochondrial inner membrane
Molecular function (GO): transferase activity, transferring alkyl or aryl (other than methyl) groups
Source: RefSeq, a predicted model, not a curated record